UGGACACACCGCCCGGCCACUCCACUCGGCUCCACCCAGCGUUGAGGGAGACCCGAAGAGGCUGGAGCCGCGGACUCUAGGGUGGGUUUUCAGGACAGAACCAGCAGGCGCCUACUCUGCUCUCGGGAGAGUGGGGAUUCGGUGAACUAUGAAGGGCCGGCGGCGGCGGCGCCGAGAGUACUGUAAGUUCACGCUGCUCUUGGCGCUGUACACUCUUCUGCUACUCCUCGUCCCCUCUGUACUGGACAGCCGCAGCGAGCAGAACAAGGGCGGCAGGCACUGCCCCGGCCUGCAGCGCAGCCUGGGUGUGUGGAGCCUGGAGGCGGCGGCGGCAGGGGAACGUGAGCAGGGCUCUGAGGUGCGGUCCCAGGCCGAAGGAAACCCGGAUCGAUCCCCCGGAUCCCCCGGCAACCUCAGCGUCGUCGGUGAGGCGGCGACCCAAGAGAAGCAACACAUCUAUGUGCAUGCCACCUGGCGCACCGGCUCCUCCUUUUUGGGAGAACUCUUCAACCAGCACCCGGACGUUUUCUACUUGUACGAGCCCAUGUGGCAUCUGUGGCAGGCGCUGUAUCCGGGCGACGCGGAGAGCCUGCAGGGCGCGCUGAGAGACAUGCUGCGCUCCCUCUUCCGCUGUGAUUUCUCUGUGCUGCGCCUGUACGCGCAGCCCGGGGACUCAGGGGAGCGAGCGCCGGACUCGGCCAACUUCACCACAGCCAUGCUUUUUCGCUGGCGGACCAACAAGGUCAUCUGCUCGCCGCCUCUGUGCCCCGCCGCGUCCCGGGCGCGCGCGGACGUGGGCCUCGUCGAGGAUAAAGCAUGCGAAAGUACCUGCCCGCCAGUGUCUCUCCGCGCCCUGGAGGCCGAGUGUCGCAAGUACCCAGUGGUGGUUAUCAAGGACGUGCGGCUGCUGGACCUGGGAGUGUUGGUCCCCCUGCUGCGUGACCCGGGCCUCAACCUGAAGGUGGUGCAGCUCUUCCGAGACCCGCGGGCGGUGCACAACUCGCGCCUCAAGUCGAGGCACGGACUGCUGCGCGAGAGCAUCCAGGUGCUGCGCACGCGCCAGAGGGGUGACCGCUUCCACCGGGUGCUGCUGGCGCACGGCGUGGGUGCCCGUCCAGGAGGCCAGGCCCCGGCGCUGCCCUCGGCGCCGCGCGCCGAUUUCUUCUUAACCAGCGCGCUUGAGGUGAUCUGUGAGGCGUGGCUGCGCGACCUGCUGUUCACCCGCGGCGCGCCCGCCUGGCUGAGGCGUCGCUACCUGCGGCUGCGGUACGAGGACCUGGUGUGGCAGCCCCAAGCCCAGCUGCGCCGCCUGCUGCGCUUCUCUGGGCUGCGGACACUCGCCGCGCUUGAUGCCUUCGCAUUCAAUAUGACGCGUGGCUCGGCCUAUGGAGCGGAUCGUCCCUUCCACUUGUCUGCGCGGGACGCCCGAGAGGCUGUGCACGCCUGGCGCGAGCGUCUGAGCCAAGAGCAGGUGCGCCAGGUGGAGGCCGCCUGCGCCCCUGCUAUGCGACUGCUCGCCUACCCUCGCAGCGGGGAUGAGCGCGACGUGAAGACUGUGAAGACCGUCAGGGAAGGGGAGACUCCACCGGAGAGCAAGGCCAACUGGGCUGUGUAACACCCUGAUCCCUGACCCCUGCCCUGGGGUGUAUUCAGGCCAGUGGCCAUAAACAGGUGAGUUCAGCAUGCUGCACCAGCACUGGAGAGGCUGCAUGGUGGAGGCAAUCUAUCACACUGUCAGACACUGGGACUGAUUUGGUACCAACUGCUGUGCAAAUCUGCUGGUCAGGAGCAUCACAAGCUGUUAAGUAAUAACAGACGCAUUGGCUGAGAUGAAGUUUCCAGAAAGGAAGUGACAGUGCAAUGUGGAUAUUUGUGACAAAAAAAAAAAGGAAAAGCUUUACUUCCCAGGCUGAACUUGGCUCAGCUUGAGCCAUUUCAACAAGUCAUCCUCACAAUAAUGAAAGGAUGUGAUCUGGUUUGAUUUCACAUCAGCAGAUGUCUGGACAAAACCAUCAACGUGAAUAAGGGCCAAGUGCAGUUAUGUCUAUCUUGAUUAAAUUACUUCAUAUUAAAUAAAAGGUCUGGCUGG
Molecule: messenger RNA, 2089 nt
Organism: Mastomys coucha (southern multimammate mouse)
Lineage: Eukaryota; Metazoa; Chordata; Mammalia; Rodentia; Muridae
Gene: Chst7
Product: carbohydrate sulfotransferase 7
Exons: 2
Coding region: 149-1615 (488 amino acids)
Biological process (GO): N-acetylglucosamine metabolic process; carbohydrate metabolic process
Cellular component (GO): Golgi membrane
Molecular function (GO): chondroitin 6-sulfotransferase activity; N-acetylglucosamine 6-O-sulfotransferase activity
Source: RefSeq, a predicted model, not a curated record